UUGCAUGUGACUGUUUUUUCCCACCUCCCAUGAUCAGAUUCAUUCUUGUCCAGAAUCGCCAGGGUAAAACGCGGCUAUCCAAAUGGUAUGUUCCAUUCGAGGAUGACGAGAAGGUGCGAUUAAGAGGGGAAGUUCAUCGUUUAAUUGCCCCUCGGGAUCAAAAGUAUCAGUCAAACUUCGUGGAAUUUCGUAAUUACAAGAUCGUGUACAGAAGAUAUGCUGGGCUUUUCUUCUGUGUCUGUGUGGACUCGAAUGAUAACGAACUGGCGUACCUUGAAGCAAUACAUUUAUUUGUGGAAGUACUGGAUUCAUUCUUCUCCAACGUUUGCGAGCUGGAUCUUGUCUUCAGUUUUUAUAAGGUGUAUGCCAUUCUCGAUGAAGUCUUUCUCGCAGGAGAGGUCGAAGAAACAAGCAAAGAGGUGGUACUAGGACGAUUAGAGCAGCUCGAGAAACUGGAAUGAUUAUCAGUCUGCUAUGACUUCCACUUCAGAGCCAGCGUUACUCGGUCCUCGCAUCGUACAGACAAACGUCAACUGCCCAUCGUCUUUGAUAUCCUUACAGUGUAUCUAAUACAGCAUUAUUGUGCAACCUCAUACCCUACGAUUCAGCCAUCUGUUUCUGCCGACUUCAAGUCCAAAGUAUUCUCAUCGACGUCAUUCGCUCCGGACUCCACUGGCUCUUUGAAUGCUGUGUCACGCUGAACACCUUUUUUCUGUAUUGCUGCCUCCGUAAUAACGCCCCCAGCAUUGAGAUAUUCGAAGUCGGGUC
Cantharellus anzutake is the source of this 768-nucleotide messenger RNA. RefSeq names its product clathrin coat assembly protein ap17. NCBI's taxonomy places the organism in Eukaryota, Fungi, Basidiomycota, Agaricomycetes, Cantharellales, Hydnaceae. Gene Ontology annotation, cellular component: intracellular membrane-bounded organelle; AP-2 adaptor complex. The transcript is spliced from 6 exons. The coding region runs from base 30 to 461 and encodes 143 amino acids. Gene Ontology annotation, molecular function: clathrin-cargo adaptor activity. Gene Ontology annotation, biological process: protein transport; clathrin-dependent endocytosis. The record is from RefSeq and is a predicted model, not a curated record.